Messenger RNA from Daldinia vernicosa, 630 nucleotides. RefSeq names its product U6 snRNA-associated Sm-like protein LSm6. The coding region runs from base 115 to 366 and encodes 83 amino acids. The transcript has 4 exons. NCBI's taxonomy places the organism in Eukaryota, Fungi, Ascomycota, Sordariomycetes, Xylariales, Hypoxylaceae. Gene Ontology annotation, molecular function: RNA binding. Gene Ontology annotation, cellular component: sno(s)RNA-containing ribonucleoprotein complex; U6 snRNP; nucleolus. Gene Ontology annotation, biological process: maturation of SSU-rRNA; mRNA splicing, via spliceosome. The record is from RefSeq and is a predicted model, not a curated record.
GGCAAGCAGACAAGCUAAAAUCAAACAUAGCACUUGCAGCACUGAGGUAUACCUUUAGGUUAGGUAACAUACAUCCUCCUGUUUAAUCUCAAAUUGCGCCUCGCUACAGUCGCUAUGGAGAACGGUACGAACACCCAAGGUGAGGGUAAGGACCCGUCUGGGUUUCUGUCGGACAUCAUCGGCAAUCCAGUCACCGUCAAACUGAAUUCCGGGGUUGUAUACAAAGGCGAGUUGCAAUCUGUUGACGGAUACAUGAACAUUGCGCUGGAAAAGACUGAGGAGUACGUGAACGGCGUCAAGCGAAGGACAUACGGAGAUGCCUUUGUCAGAGGCAACAAUGUUAUGUAUAUUUCAGCCGACUCAUAAUCUAAAUAUUUGGUUCCUUCCGGUGGGAAUCAUCUGGAAAGGCUUCUCAUAAGGUUGCACGGGGUUUCCAACAGUACGUUAGGCACUACCUCUUCAUACUGGGAACGCUAUGUAUCUUGCACAUCCGGCCCUAAGAUGGGUUACGAAACUUUACGAGAAAGGCGUUUGAAUCGGAUCUCGUCUGGUUUAGAUAGAUAGCUAUAGGGGAGCCUCCGGCAGCAUAAUAGCUAUGAAUAUCCAUUGAAAUUCACGACCUAGAGCGAU